Salmo salar (Atlantic salmon) is the source of this 1560-nucleotide messenger RNA. NCBI's taxonomy places the organism in Eukaryota, Metazoa, Chordata, Actinopteri, Salmoniformes, Salmonidae. The record is from RefSeq and is a predicted model, not a curated record.
AUGGAUUUUCCAAGACCCAGUCAGGCAAGGGAAGUCGGUAAGACUCUAGAGCUGGUCAAGAAGAAAGCCCAGGUCGAGAAGAAAGCCCAGGUCGAGAAGAAAGCUCAGGUCGAGAAGAAAGCUCAGGUCGAGAGGAAAGCUCAGGUCGAGAGGAAAGCCCAGGUCGAGAAGAAAGCUCAGGUCGAGAAGAAAGCUCAGGUCGAGAAGAAAGCUCAGGUCGAGAAGAAAGCUCAGGUCGAGAGGAAAGCUCAGGUCGAGAGGAAAGCCCAGGUCGAGAAGAAAGCUCAGGUCGAGAAGAAAGCUCAGGUCGAGAAGAAAGCUCAGGUCGAGAAGAAAGCUCAGGUCGAGAAGAAAGCCCAGGUCGAGAAGAAAGCUCAGGUCGAGAAGAAAGCUCAGGUCGAGAAGAAAGCUCAGGUCGAGAAGAAAGCUCAGACAUUGAACACAGCCGUGCACACUCAGAAACACCCUCAGAAACACAAUCAGAAACACACUCAGAAACACACUCAGAAACACACUCAGAAACACCCUCAGAAACACAAUCAGAAACACACUCAGAAACACACUCAGAAACACCCUCAGAAACACACUCAGAAACACCCUCAGAAACACAAUCAGAAACACAAUCAGAAACACACUCAGAAACACAAUCAGAAACACACUCAGAAACACACUCAGAAACACACUCAGAAACACCCUCAGAAACACAAUCAGAAACACACUCAGAAACACAAUCAGAAACACACUCAGAAACACACUCAGAAACACACUCAGAAACACACUCAGAAACACACUCAGAAACACAAUCAGAAACACACUCAGAAACACACUCAGAAACACAAUCAGAAACACACUCAGAAACACCCUCAGAAACACAAUCAGAAACACACUCAGAAACACACUCAGAAACACACUCAGAAACACCCUCAGAAACACAAUCAGAAACACACUCAGAAACACCCUCAGAAACACCCUCAGAAACACCCUCAGAAACACCCUCAGAAACACCCUCAGAAACACAAUCAGAAACACACUCAGAAACACACUCAGAAACACAAUCAGAAACACACUCAGAAACACCCUCAGAAACACCCUCAGAAACACAAUCAGAAACACACUCAGAAACACAAUCAGAAACACCCUCAGAAACACACUCAGAAACACACUCAGAAACACACUCAGAAACACACUCAGAAACACAAUCAGAAACACACUCAGAAACACACUCAGAAACACACUCAGAAACACACUCAGAAACACAAUCAGAAACACACUCAGAAACACAAUCAGAAACACACUCAGAAACACACUCAGAAACACACUCAGAAACACAAUCAGAAACACACUCAGAAACACACUCAGAAACACCCUCAGAAACACACUCAGAAACACCCUCAGAAACACCCUCAGAAACACCCUCAGAAACACACUCAGAAACACAAUCAGAAACACACUCAGAAACACAAUCAGAAACACCCUCAGAAACACCCUCAGAAACACACUCAGAAACACAAUCAGAAACACCCACCCACCCACCUGAAGUACAGAGCUCAAUUCUCUUAA